Molecule: messenger RNA, 153 nt
Organism: Tetrahymena thermophila SB210
Lineage: Eukaryota; Ciliophora; Oligohymenophorea; Hymenostomatida; Tetrahymenidae
Exons: 4
Source: RefSeq, a predicted model, not a curated record
AUGUUAUAAUAGAUUAAAAGAUAUAAAAAUUUAGCAAAAUUUAAAAGCUCUUCACUUUUAUCUCAUUAGGUUCUCCAUAUUGAUCUGAGUUCAUAUUUCCUAGCUCAGAAAAAGAUCAACUUUUAGUAGUGGUAAAUUUAUAAAUUAAGGUGA